UUUUCCGAAUUGAACCGGCCUAGACCAUUAGAGAAGGUGAAUGACCCAAUCGAUUUAAUUUACAAUCCUGACCUUCUUGGCAUCUCCUUAGUUCCUCCCCGUCACAGGAUCGGAAGAGCUUGAACAAGUAUUACGUGUUUUAUUUAAUUUUUGCGGAGGCAAAUCUGGAUAUAGCAAGCUUCCAUGUCGAUGGCACUCUUGUUUCGCAGACCUGUUUUCCUCAAAAAUGCACACCAUGGCUUCAGAAACCAUUGCCUAUCUCACGCUACUCCUGUUUCUGUGACAAUGAAGAUCACUCCGGUAGCUUCACAAACGCGAGAAAGGGGAAAACUCUCCAUCUCGGAGGUUCAUACCCCUUCAGCUACCCAACUUCACACCGCAUGUUCGUCGGGUCUCCGGUUCGACCGGUUGCCGUCAUCAAAUCAAGAGUGCGAUCGGGGGCAAAGCCAGAUGAUGGAAUUCGGAGAAUUUGUGGUUCGAGAGGCCUUUCUCGAUGAAGAGUACUGGACAGCGGCUUGGUUGAGAGCUGAAAGCCACUGGGAGGGUCGACCAAUUGAGCGUUAUGUUGAUAACUAUAAAAGGAAAUAUACAGAGCAGGAAUUCAAUGCACUAAAAAGAAGAUGCAGCGGGCAGCAUGCCCACGAGUGUAUUUGUCUUGUUGCGGUAAAGAAAGAAGAGAGGAAUGUACAACGCACUGUAGUUGGAACUCUAGAUUUAAACAUCCAGGAGGCGUUGCAAGGAGAGAUGCAUCCAGGGGAACCCGUGAAGGCUCUGAUACUUUCCAGAAUAAACAGAGGGAGACCUUGCAAAUACGGCUAUAUAGCCAACUUGUGUGUAGCCAAAUUUGCACGUCGCCAAGGGAUUGCAAGUAACAUGCUGUAUUUUGCUAUUGAAUCUGCCAAGUCAAAUGCAGGUGUGGCAAAUAUAUUUGUGCAUGUUCAUGGAGAUAACCUGCCUGCAUGGGCAUUGUACCAUAAGAUGGGUUUUCAGGUAGUUGAAAAGGAGAGUUCUCGUUGGUUAGAAGAUCAGAUUUAUUUGCUUUGGUUAAAGACCUGAGUCACCUGACAACUUCUUCAUUCAAUUCUUCCUGUCUUGAAAAAAUUUCUAAUAGAAUAUGGAUAUUCUACAUUGAUCAAACCUUUCCAAAAGGGUAUGGAAUCUGUUGAAGUUUGUGCUACUAUUUCUUGCAAGAAAAAUUCAGGAUACAUUUUGGUAUAAAAGCCAGAGUCCGCCAUCCUCGUCUGCUUUCA
This is a messenger RNA of Nelumbo nucifera (sacred lotus), 1250 nucleotides long. RefSeq names its product Acyl-CoA N-acyltransferases (NAT) superfamily protein. The record is from RefSeq and is a predicted model, not a curated record. Lineage: Eukaryota; Viridiplantae; Streptophyta; Magnoliopsida; Proteales; Nelumbonaceae. Gene Ontology annotation, molecular function: acyltransferase activity, transferring groups other than amino-acyl groups.